Molecule: messenger RNA, 1127 nt
Organism: Pomacea canaliculata
Lineage: Eukaryota; Metazoa; Mollusca; Gastropoda; Architaenioglossa; Ampullariidae
Exons: 4
Coding region: 102-656 (184 amino acids)
Source: RefSeq, a predicted model, not a curated record
GGACCAAGAUCUUCACAACGCACCCUGACGUCUGCACUGGUCUCCUGAACCACUCACAGACGGUGAAACCUGCUGUAAGCUGCCCAUCAUUGUCACCAUCAAUGACACUAACGAUGACAUCGACGUUCUCUCUUCUGGCUCUGGUCGUUCUCUUAGGAUGUGCACAUUCGCUGCCUGCUGAAAACAGAGAAUCUGUGAUAGAGAUUGCACAAGCACCAAACGCACCUGAUGACCUCUUCAUCUCAACCCUGAGAAACGUCGAGCGCAAUGCCAUCUACCACGACUGGAAAAAUAAACUGAGUGUGCUGAAGGACGUCUACCAAGAGGCCUGCUUCAUCGUUGACCUGGACACCGACUUCUACCUGAGUGGCCAGGAGAGAGCUCAGAUCAUGAGCACUUUCUUUCCUGAUUCUGACAUGGUCAGCUUCCCGUCCAGAGUGGGCCCCUUCGUGGAAGCUUUGUGUCAGGGAGCAAAGGUUUUCUGGCCCAGACUGAACCCUCCUGCCCUCCAGCCUCGACCAGCUAUCAACUCGCCCUCCACCAUCAAUGGGGUCAACGUGCCCCUCCGGUCAGCGUGUACAGAGCCCAGCAAGCGGUUGCCCCUCCCCCGGUCAACAUCUACAGACAACAACAGCAGGCCAAGUCCCCCGUGGUAGCCCCACCCCCAAUCAACGUCUACCUGGCCAAUCAGGCCGCUCAGCAGAAGGUCGUCAACACUCCUCCACCCCUUCUAUCUACCUGGCCCAGAAUGCUCUGCCUUAGAUGAUCUGAUGAUCUUCCUCACCUGCAGGACCGCGUUGAUGUAACCUUGUCGAUUGAAAGAGAGACCACGUUUAGGCUCUGUUACUUACAAAUUACUGAAUUACUAUACUACAACCCUCUGAGUCACAUAUAAUAAAUUAAUCAUAAAACUACGAAUGACAUAAUGUGUGAGUGAAUUAAUGGUUGAAAUGAUUUGAAAGGGAGACAAACGCAAACUGCGUGGUCAUACCUGUGUCAAUUUUCCUCUAAAACUUAUAUUAGUUCAUAACCGAAAGUACUAUACUUUGUCAAUGAGAAGAUAAGACACUCAAUAAAAGUAGGUUUCAUGCUUGGUAUUGACAAUAAACACAGCUUAUUAUAAUUUC